Messenger RNA from Epithele typhae, 888 nucleotides. Its product is annotated as sorbose reductase sou1. Gene Ontology annotation, molecular function: oxidoreductase activity, acting on NAD(P)H, oxygen as acceptor. Lineage: Eukaryota; Fungi; Basidiomycota; Agaricomycetes; Polyporales; Epitheliaceae. Gene Ontology annotation, cellular component: intracellular anatomical structure. The transcript has 7 exons. The coding region runs from base 1 to 888 and encodes 295 amino acids. The record is from RefSeq and is a predicted model, not a curated record.
AUGCCCGACGCUCUCCCUCCCUACCACCCCGUCGGCGUCGCGCGCGCCCUCGCCGCGUCGACCGAUUCAGCAAUCAAGCCUGAAGCGACGCUCUUCAAGUACGAAUUCGCGCUCACCGACCGCGUCGCCCUCGUCACCGGCGCCAACGGUGGGAUCGGCCUCGACAUCUCCAUGGCGCUCAUCGAGGCCGGCGCGCGCGUCGUCUUCUGCGUCGACCUCGCGCCCGCGCCGAGCGCGACCUUCGCCGCGGUGCAGAAUUACCUCGCGCGCAUCGGAGGGCUCGGCCGGCUCGAGUACGUGUGCCAGGACGUGACGGACCAGAAAGCGAUGUGGACGCUCGCCGGGACGAUCGGGGACGCCGAGGGCCGGCUCGACAUCUGCGUCGCGAACGCGGGGAUCGUCGCAGGGCUCUUUCCGUCUCUCACACACCCCCAGCCCGAGUUCGACAAGACAAUCGACGUGAACCUGAAGGGGACGCUCUUCGCCGCUCAGGCGUGCGGGCAGCAGAUGGAGCGCUUCGGCACCGGGGGCAGCAUCAUCUUCAUCGCGAGCGUCGCGGCCAGCGUCGCGAUCGAGCCGGCGUUCUGCACGGUCGCGUACACAGCCUCAAAGGCGGGGCAAGUGCAGCUCGCGCGCAGCAUGGCGUGCGAGCUCGCGCCGAAGCGCAUCCGCGUGAACAGCAUCAGCCCCGCGUGGAUCAAGACUUCGCUGACGGCGCUGCUCGACGACAACCCGACGCUGCACGCGGCGGCGGUGAACGGGAACCCGAUGGGGCGCAUCGCGCGCCCAGACGAGCUGCGCGGGGCCGCGGUGUGGCUCGCGAGCGACGCGGCGUCGUUCGUGACCGGGAGCGAUAUACAUGUUUGCGGAGGGCACACUGCGUGGUGA